UCUUUCCCUUUCUCUUUAGCUUAUGUUUGGUUGCCGAGAAAACAGAGUAAUACCCUUGUUAAAAUCCAAGUUGUAAGCUUUUAUUCUUACAUUUUCUCAGCCUCCAAACAGAUAGUAGUAAAGAGAUUUUUGAACAAAAUAGAGAGUUUGGUUGAAAUGGGUAGUAAGAAAAGAAGUUUCAGCUCUUUAGAGGAGGAAGUAGAGAGUCAAAAGGAUACUGUUGUUGUGAAUCCUUUGGAGAAGAAAAAAAUGAAGAAGGAUAAGAAAGUCGAUGGGGCUUUGUCCGUUAAUCCCAUGGAGAGAAGGAAGAAGAGGAAGGCAUUGGCCAAAGAGAGGCGGCAUGCUGCAGUUUCUGAACGUGAGAAAAAGCCCAAAGAAAUUGAUGUAGAGUCGGUAGAGAGUGAAGAUCAGGCACCUGUGGUGUCUUCAUCGAGUGGUGGUUUGCCCGAGUUUCAUAUUGAUGUUUUUAUGGACUUGGCGUCGGCAGAUGGUAAAGUAAGGGAAGCAGCUGUGGAAGCAAUGGUUAGAGAGUUGCAGGAAGUUCAGGAGGCCUAUGAGAAGAUUGAGAAUAAGGAUUUGGUCGAGGGUGGAUUGAAAUUGGAAGCUGAAAAGGAUGAUGGCUUGAAAAAUUGUGCACCUUCUUUGAGGUAUGCACUGCGCAGGCUUAUUCGUGGAGUUUCUUCGUCAAGAGAGUGUGCAAGACAAGGGUUUGCAUUAGGUCUGACUAUUUUAGUUGGUACGAUACAUAGCAUUAAACUGGACUCGUUGCUGAAACUGAUAGUUGAUUUGUUAGACGUGUCAUCAUCAAUGAAGGGUCAGGAAGUGAAGGACUGUCUUUUGGGUCGCUUAUUUGCUUAUGGUGCUCUUGCCCGAUCUAAAAGACUAACUGAAGAGUUGAUUUCUGAUAGAAAUACUCCAUACAUCAAGCAAUUCACGAGUACUCUUAUCUCCCUUGCAAUGAAGAAGCGAUACUUGCAAGAACCUGCAGUUUCAGUUCUUUCAGACUUGAUUGAAAUGUUGCCCACUGAGCCAUUAUUGAAUCAUGUUCUUGAAGCUCCAGAACUGCAUGAAUGGUUCAAAGGAUCCAUUGAACUAGGAAAUCCAGAUGCAUUGCUUCUAGCUUUGAAACUUCGAGAAAAGAUUUCUGUUGACAGCCCAAUAUUCAGCAAGCUUUUGCCCAAUCCAUUUAGCCCCAGCAAACUUUUUACCGCAAAUCAUCUGUCCUCUCUUACUACUUGCCUGAAGGAAUCCACAUUUUGUCAGCCUCGAGUUCACAGUUUGUGGCCUGUUCUCUUAAAUAUUCUUUUACCUGAGAUGGUUUUGCAAGCCGAAGAUGCAGUGUCAGUUUCAAAUUCAUUAAAGAAACACAAGAAGAGUCGCAAGAGUAGCUCUUCUGAAGAAGAAACUGUGAAGAACUUUCAGUGCUUCUGUGAAGUUAUUAUUGAAGGAUCCCUUCUCGCAUCGUCUCAUGACCGUAAACACCUAGCAUUUGAUGUUCUGCUUCUUUGUCUUCCAAGGUUACCUGCUGCUUUUGUCCCGAUUUUUCUGUCGUACAAACUUGUCCAGUGUUUGAUGGAUGUACUUUCCACAAAGGACUCUUGGCUGUAUAAAGUUGGACAAUAUUUUCUUCAACAGUUGUCAGAUUGGGUUAGAGAUGAUGAUCUCAGAAGAGUUUCUGUUAUUAUUGGCCUACAGAAACACAGCAAUGGAAAAUUUGAUUGCAUAACGCGAACAAAAACUGUUAAAGAUUUGAUGGCGGGGUUCAAAACGGAAUCUGGUUGCAUGCUAUUUAUUCAGAAUCUUACGGACUUGUUUGUGGAUGAAAGUAAUGCUUUGGAGGAACCCUCAGAUCAGAGUCAAACAACAGAUGACAAUUCAGAGAUAGGUUCGAUUGAGGACAAGGAUUUGGUCGGGAUGGUAGGAAAUUCUGAUUUUUUGAGAACUUGGGUUGUAGAAUCCCUCCCCAGUAUUUUGAAAUAUUUGAAGUUGGAUCUUGAAGCAAAGUUUAGGGUGCAGAAGGAAAUUUUGAAAUUUCUAGCUGUUCAGGGUUUGUUCACUUCAUCUCUUGGCACUGAAGUGACAUCUUUUGAAUUACAAGAGAAGUUUAGAUGGCCAAAAGCAGCCACAUCGAGUGCUCUUUGCAGGAUGUGUAUUGAGCAGCUCCAGUUGUUGUUGGCAAAUGCUCAAAAAGGAGAGGGGCCACAUGUCUUGUCCAAUGGUCUUGAGCCAAACGAUCUUGGGUCAUACUUCAUGCGGUUCCUUAGCACAUUGCGCAACAUUCCUUCAGUUUCCCUCUUCCGAAAUUUGAGUGAUAAGGACAAAGACACAUUUGAAAAAUUGGAAGCAACGGAGAAUAGGCUUUCUAUAGAGGAAAGGAAUUGUGGGCUUAGUGCUGAUGCAAAUAAAUUGCAUGCAUUGAGGUACUUGCUCAUCCAGUUGCUUCUGCAAAUGCUCCUUCAGCCAGGGGAAUUCUCAGAAGCUGCCUCUGAACUUAUUAUCUGUUGUAAGAAAGCUUUUGCUGCUUCUGACCUUCUUCCAUCCUUUGGAGAAGACGAGAUGGAUGGUGAAGUAACGCCUGAGUUGAUGGAUGUUCUUGUGGAUACAUUGCUGUCAUUGUUGCCGCAGUCAUCAACUCCUAUGCGGACUUCUAUUGAGCAGGUUUUUAGAUACUUCUGUGCCGAUACAACGGACGAUGGGCUGCUACGAAUGUUGCGGGUCAUUAAGAAAACUUUCAAACCAGCUAGACAUCAGGAUGCAAAGAGUGAAGAUGAUGAUAGUGAUGAUGAAAACUUUAUUGGUAUUGAAGAAGAUGAUGAAAUUGAUGAAGCUAAGACAGGUAAAACAGGUGAGAGUGAUGAGCAGACAGAUGAUUCUGAGGCUAUAGUUGGUGCUGGGGAAGUUGGCGAAAGAGUUCCUGAAGAAUCCAAUGAUUUUGAUGGAGAAAGUGAUGAUGAUGCAAUCUCUGAUGAUUCUAAUGGAGGAUCUGAUGACAACACUAUGUUUGGUAAAGUUGGCAAAGAAGCUCCUGAAGCUUCUGAUGAGUCUGAUGGAGGAAUGGAUGAUGAUGAAAUGUUUCGGAUGGAUACUUAUCUAGCACAGAUUUUCAAAGAGCGAAAGAAUCAGGCUGAGGGUGGAAAUGCUCAUUCGCAGCUUGUUUUGUUCAAACUUCGUGUGCUUUCAUUGCUGGAAAUUUACCUGCACGAAAAUCCAGGUAACCCACAAGUCCUAACGGUGUAUUCAAACCUGGCUCAAGCAUUUGUUAACCCACAUAUUGCGGAAGGUUCUGAACAGCUUGGGCAGCGUAUAUGGGGAAUUUUACAGAAGAAGAUACUCAAAGCAAAAGACUAUCCAAAGGGCGAAGCUGUGCAGCUAUCUACUCUUGAAUCUUUGUUAGAAAAGAACUUGAAGUUGGCUUCAAAACCAUUCAAGAGGAAGAAAUCUGUUGUUAACCCAUCUAAGAAGAAGCAGUCAGCCUCCCGGAACCGACACAAAAUGGUUACUUCUUUUGCUCAAAGUUCAACCUUCUGGAUUCUGAAGAUCAUUGAUGCAGGAAAAUUUUCAGAGUCUAAACUGCAGAGGGUUUUUGAUAUUUUCCGGGCCGUUUUGGUGGGACACUUUGAUAGUAAGAAGUCUCAAAUCAAAUCAGAAUUUUUGAAAGAAAUAUUUCGAAGAAGGCCAUGGAUUGGGCAUCAUCUCUUCGAAUUCCUUUUGGAGAAAUGUUGCAGCACUAAGUCAGAGUUUCGCCGAGUGGAAGCACUAGAUUUGGUUGCUGAGAUAUUGAAAUCUCUGGUUUCCACUGAUGAAAGUGGGCAAGAUGUGUUAAAGAAAAUUGUGAAAAGCCAUCUGCAUAAACUCAGUCAUCUGAUAAAGGAGUUGGUAACAAACAUGCCGGAAAAGCAGUCGAGGCGUGCUGAAGUGCGAAAGUUUUGUGGCAGGGUCUUUCAGAUUGUACCGACCCUUAACUUAACCAGGUCUUUCCUUAAAUCUUUGGACCCUGGUGCUCAUGCCGCUUGUGAAUCUCAGCUUGGUGAGAAUUUUGUUACUUUGAAGAAACUGGAGAGGUAGCAACACAAGAAAAGAUUUGAGUGAAAAGGAUUAAUUUAAGGGAUAUUUGUGUCAACAAUACAUUGCUGAGAAGAUUCUCAGUCUCCCUAUCAAGUGCUGAAAAAGCAGUAAAAGUUCAAACAGCAACCACAUUUUACUACUUUUCAGAUGAAUUUCACAAGAACCUUGUUGCAGGACUCUUAUGGUCACUUCUGGGCUUGCUCUGAGUUAAGCUCCUGUAACCUGGAAGGUUUCAGUUUUCUCCGUGAAAUUUUGAAGUUUUGUCUACAUGUCUAUUGAUUUUGUUUGUCACAAUAUAGGAAGAGUUUGAUCAUAGUCGGGAAAAUUUUCAAUUACGGCUUAUUUGGCUUUAUUUGUUAUUAAAGAAUCCUUGGGACAUAAGCUAUCAACUUUGUGGUAAUCAUAUGACUUUACUUCUCAA
This is a messenger RNA of Corylus avellana, 4486 nucleotides long. Its product is annotated as DNA polymerase V family. Lineage: Eukaryota; Viridiplantae; Streptophyta; Magnoliopsida; Fagales; Betulaceae. The record is from RefSeq and is a predicted model, not a curated record. Gene Ontology annotation, biological process: regulation of DNA-templated transcription. Gene Ontology annotation, cellular component: nucleolus. Gene Ontology annotation, molecular function: transcription factor binding; DNA binding.